Molecule: messenger RNA, 699 nt
Organism: Lotus japonicus
Lineage: Eukaryota; Viridiplantae; Streptophyta; Magnoliopsida; Fabales; Fabaceae
Exons: 3
Coding region: 91-501 (136 amino acids)
Source: RefSeq, a predicted model, not a curated record
GUGAAUGUGAAGAGGAGAGGAAAGAGUAUCAAUCGAUAAUCAUAGCAUAUAUCAAACACUUAUCUUGUGUGAAAUCAAUAUCAUCGAUCAAUGGCUUCCAAUCUCAACCCUGCGUUUGCGUACACGGUGCUUUAUGUAAAAGAUGUAGCCCAAUCUGUAGAUUUCUAUGCCAAAGCAUUUGGCUAUUCUGUUCGUCGCUUAGACGACUCUCACAGAUGGGGAGAGUUGGAAAGUGGUAACACAACCAUUGCUUUCACUCCAAUGAUCCAACAUGAGACCAAUGAUCUCACAGGUGCGGUCCAUGCCACUCAAUCUCCUCGAGAAAGACCACAGCUCGAGGUUUGUUUUGUUUACCAUGAUGUUGAUGCUGCUUACAAGAGGGCGGUGGAGAAUGGAGCGGUGGCGGUGAGCGAGCCUGAGCUCAAGGAGUGGGGCCAGAAGGUAGGGUAUGUCAGAGAUAUUGACGGCAACGUCAUCAGAAUGGGAAGCCAUGUCAAAUAGGAACAUAUAUAUUUCAUUCAUAUGCUGUGUGAUGCCUGUUUAUGGUUCUGUUUAAGUAUAAACAAGAUCACUGUACUGUGUGAACUGCUGUACUUGUGGUAAAAAAUGAUGAUCACUACUAGAAUAAAAUUAUCAACUGCAUGCUGUCAUGAAGGAAUCAACUCUCCUUGCAUGUGUGUAAACAGCUGUAUUGUGCAU